AUGGGCGACAAUGGCAACAAUGGCAGGAACGGGCAGUCCUCCGCCGCCCCAGCCACACGCGCCACACGUGCAUCCGCCACCGCCAUCCCCAGCCCCAGCCACACCGGCAUUCGCAGCCUCCCGAAGGGGGAAGACGAGCUCCCUCUCGGUCUGCAGGUCUCGACGAUUGGCGGUCGCGCCGUGUCUGUGUCUGUGUGUGGUCUGCAGGGCAGUGCCCCCCGAGAUGGUCCUGUUCGAGUGAAAGGGAAGGCGUCCAAGAAGAAUCCCCCGUCUGCUCCUCCCCAGUCUGCUGGUCCCCGGACUCGCAGUGCCCAUUGUGAGCUGGUCUCCGCGUUUGAGUGGGAGGCACUGGAUAUUGCUAAGCGCAAGCUUCUUCAUCUCUCCGCGACAGGGCAGGCCCAUUCCGCGUUUGCGUCCGUUGGCAAAGAGGCGGCCGUCAUGUCGCGCAAUCGUCCUAGGGGCCCUCCCACCAGCCGGGAUAACGGCCUGGCGGCGAACGAGGAGACAGACAUGUGGAACAAGAUCAUCCAGGACCUGCGCAAGGCCAAGGAGAAGAACGACAAGCAGAGAGCCCUUAGUGAGCAGAUUGCCAGUCUGAACGAGAAGAUUGCAAGAGAGGGCAAUAGACCAACACUAAGCGAGUACAACCAACUGGACAGUUGGUAUCGCCAGCUGCUGAAGCUGAGUGAGGAGGAAAAGGCCAUCUUGCAGGAGGAGCCCUGCGACGUGAUCAAGAACCUGGGUCUUCUGACUGCGCUCCGGUCGGCCUCAGAAGCGGAGGCGCCCUUGAGUCGGGCUGCGUCCAUUCCCAAAUCCAGUAAGAUAUAUGCUGAGACGGAUGGCUCUGCCAUCCCUGCGCCACGCCCGUCUAACUCGGUUCUAUCAGAUAAACUCAAUCGAGUCAAGGGCAGCACGCAACGCAGCUCGAGCGUCUCGAGCGCGCACACCCGCGAUGGCCGGGACGGUGUCUCCGUCAAAGUGGAGGAGGGUGCCGAAGGCGCCAAAGGCACCCCUGCGGAGCGGAGCGGACAGUUCUUCAUUGGCGCCGAAGUGGUUUUCAAGCACAACAAGAACAAGCAAGGCGUCGAGGGUGAGGGCAUUCAAUGCAUCAUCAAGGGGAUUUCGGGAGAAGGGCAUAAGAAACGGUAUGAUGUCCAGGACCCGGAGCCCAAUGAGAAUGGGGAGCAGGGAGCCGUCUAUCGGACAACGGCGGCGUCUUUGAUUCCCAUUCCCCAGCCCGGCGCGCCCUUGCCCUCGUUUCCCGUGGGCAAGCAGGUGCUGGCCAGGUACCCGGACACGACGACAUUUUACCGUGCCGAGGUGAUGGGCUCCAAGAAGGAUGUCUACCGGCUGAAGUUCGAGGGCGAGGAGGACGACAAGGAGAUGGAGGUGGACAAACGGUUCGUUCUGGAUAUUCCGGGGAAGUAG
Molecule: messenger RNA, 1428 nt
Organism: Rasamsonia emersonii CBS 393.64
Lineage: Eukaryota; Fungi; Ascomycota; Eurotiomycetes; Eurotiales; Trichocomaceae
Product: SAGA complex component
Exons: 3
Coding region: 1-1428 (475 amino acids)
Cellular component (GO): SAGA complex
Source: RefSeq, a predicted model, not a curated record